This is a messenger RNA of Cajanus cajan (pigeon pea), 1481 nucleotides long. RefSeq names its product growth-regulating factor 4. The record is from RefSeq and is a predicted model, not a curated record. Gene Ontology annotation, cellular component: nucleus. Lineage: Eukaryota; Viridiplantae; Streptophyta; Magnoliopsida; Fabales; Fabaceae. Gene Ontology annotation, biological process: regulation of DNA-templated transcription; developmental process; DNA-templated transcription. Gene Ontology annotation, molecular function: ATP binding.
UUACUUAAACUUGGAGCAUCGCCAUCCGGACACAACACAAGACAAUCGACACGCGCGCAGUGUCACAAGGAAAGAAACAACAAACAAACCCAAAUGGUUCCGACAAAACUCGAUCUGAGUGUGAUCUCGUUAUCUUUUGGGUCUGACUAUGUUUGAUUUGGAUACCGAAAGAAGAGUGUUGUUGCGUUAUUAAUAGUAGGACUAAGAGUAGUGGAAAACAUGAACAGCAGUGGCGGAGGGACUUUGAUGGGUUUGAGUAACAGUUAUGGCAGGUCCCCAUUCACAGUGUCUCAGUGGCAGGAACUGGAACACCAAGCUUUGAUCUUCAAGUACAUGGUUGCGGGUCUUCCUGUGCCUCCUGAUCUCGUGCUCCCCAUUCAGAAGAGCUUCGAUUCUCUCUCACACGGCUUCUUUCACCAUCCCACACUGAGUUAUUGUUCCUUCUAUGGGAAGAAGGUGGAUCCAGAGCCAGGACGAUGCAGGAGGACUGAUGGGAAAAAGUGGAGGUGCUCCAAGGAAGCAUACCCAGACUCCAAGUACUGCGAGCGCCACAUGCACCGUGGCCGCAACCGUUCAAGAAAGCCUGUGGAAUCACAAACUUUGACACAAUCAUCUUCAACUGUGACAUCACUCACUGUCACCGGUGGCAGCAGUGGAACCCUAAACUUUCAGAACCUUCCCGCAAAUGCCUUUUGUAAUCUCCAGGGUACUGAUUCCGGAACCGACCAAACCAAUUAUCGUUUAGAUUCCAUUCCCUAUGCGAUUCCAAGUAAAGAAUACAGGUAUCUUCAAGGACUUAAAUCUGAGGGGGGUGAGCAUUGCUUCUUUUCUGAAGCUUCAGGAAGCAACAAGGUUCUCCAAAUGGAAUCACAGUUGGAAAACGCAUGGCCUUUGAUGUCAACCAGAGUUUCCUCUUUUUCUACAUCAAAGUCAAGUAAUGAUUCCAUGUUGCAUAGUGAUUAUCCCCAGAAUUCAUUUUUAUCGGGGGAAUAUGCAUCGGGAGAACAUGUUAAGGAGGGCCAGCAUCUUCGACCAUUUUUUAAUGAAUGGCCUAAACGUAGGGAGCCAUGGUCUGGUUUGGAAGAUGAGAGAUCCAACCAAACAGCCUUCUCGACAACUCAACUCUCAAUAUCCAUUCCUAUGUCUAUGUCUUCUGACUUCUCUGCAAUGAGCUCUCAGUCCCCAAAUGAUAACUGAGGGCAGUCCUUCAAGAUUCAGUGCAAUGUUAUGAAAGGAUCCAACGAGUUUAGUAGUAUAUGAGUGGUCCAAAGGAAUCCCAUGUUCAAGUAUUGUUAUUCAAGCUGAGUUGUUGUACAACUUUAUGGAUCCUCGGCUUCUUGUUGUAAGCAAGACCAACAUCUUAUCUUGUUGGUGGAUAUUUGUAGAACCUCGGAACAUUCUUGGUUUUGUAUCUAAUGAACGAACAUAAUUACUUAGUACUGUAUUAAUUUAUGCUGAAUAAAGUUAGUGGUUUUGUUCAU